CGCAAGGACGUGGGCACGCAACGUCUCUUGAGGGAAAGCGGAGCAGAAGAGCGAAACAUGGCGACAUCGAACAAUCCGCGGAAAUUUAGCGAGAAAAUCGCUUUACAUAAUCAGAAGCAGGCAGAAGAGACAGCAGCAUUCGAGGAAGUGAUGAAAGAUUUGAGUAUUACCCGAGCAGCGAGGGAGCCUGGUGGAGAUACAGUAGAUACAACCAUACUCCAAGGCAGGAGUCCUGCAGGCCAUUUCCCUGCAUCCAGGUUGAGACCUGCUACCAGCAGGAACAUGGAACACUCCAUGUCAGUGCUACAGAAAGAAUAUUCCAAGGACCACCAAAGCCUUCUGACCAACAACCUGCAAUCUCUCCAGAGUAGAAGUGAGUCUGCUGGGCCAUGGAACUCUUGAGAGGCACGUGUAAAAACCUGCCACCCUGUUGUUAGCCAUCAGCAGACAGUUAGUUCCCUGAGGAAGGAUGCAACUGUCAAGGCUUGCCAAUGGCCAAAUGUAGGGGAGAGGGGGUCGAUCACCAAACGCAAUAAAGUUUUGUAGUUGUCUACUCAUGUUCAUUUAAAAAAAAAAAAAUGUAAAACGAUGUUGUUUAAUCCAUAUAAUUGUAUUUUUAAAUGUUGCGAUAUGCCUGGCUGGGCCUCUUGCUUUUCACUGACAGUCGCAAGUCAACUGUUUUGGUAUUUGCAGCGCACGCUGCCCAAAUUGCGGGCCCUUCUGACUGUAGGCUAUGUGAUUUUAAAACUAUUUUUUAUUUAAGAAGCAAUUGAUCCUCUGUGGCUAAAUCAUCCUUUCUUGUGUAGUAGCCUAUUUUGAAUGAUUAUGUAUUUCUGUAUAGACAGGAGUAAACUAAUUAGGCUAUAUAAUUCAAUUUACUUCAGGGAAAGCUUCCCCUAGCCAUAUGGACAUGCCCCCUGUUCCUUUUUAAUGUGGCAUGAACACAACCAGUCAUGAUGUUUUCAUCUGAUUGUUAAACAAUCACUGCUCCUGUAAGAUACCCGUACACAUUUGUCCACUCACAAAAUAAUUUCAGCAUCCAAACCCCAACGGUGCACUAUGCAUCUGCAAUUUGAUGAGUGGAAAGAGACAUCUGUUACAAAACACCUACAUGUAUUGUACUGACAUUCUGUGAUUGUCAUUAGGCCUACACUUGUAGCCUGAAUUGAUGCAUCCAUUGUUGUCCACAUGCGCCUCGGUCUCAGCCACUCAUCUCCGCCUUGUUGACAAGUAUCUCGGCCACUCAUCUCUACCUUGACAAAAUGUAAGUGUUCACCUCAAACCACAAUGCAAUUUGGCUCAUAAACCACCCGGUUUCCAGUCAAUUCGCAAAUGUUGGGGCAUGUUGUAUUAAUUGUGAUAGGCUCAUGUUUUACCGGUACGGUGUACCCACACUAUUUAUCUUUGCGUACUGGACUGUGCCACCUUACUUUCACCCCCUGUGUAUAUAAGACAUCACACAGGUGUGCCUACUAAAUACAUAUCCCAGACAAGCCUGAAGAAUAGGACAAAUAGACAUGUGAAUGUCAGUUCUUUCAGUCGACUCAUUUUGACAUUUCACUACUGGACACGCCCUCUUUUGCGGUCAUAGUUUGGCCAAUCAGAGCUUUGUGGGUGUACGCCAUAAAUGUCUAUAACACCCGGCACCGCUCUGGUUUCCUCAUUCUUAGCCUCUUCAUAAGUCUAUUUGGUUACUUGCCUGUUAAGCAGCUUUCUUCAGAAAACUAGCUCUCAAUUUAACUGUUUCUUUUAGUGAGGAUUAACACCCCAGCACAGAGCAUUCAGUGGCUAAUUUUCAGGAAUUCUGCUAACUUCACUGAGUGAAAUUCAGAGUUAAAUAGCUAAACUUUUAAAGUGUCUUGGCUAGUUAGUGGGUUAACUGCCCCAUUGGUGUUUUAGCUAGCAUCCUCUGGGCUAAACCGCCAUUCGAUUUGUUUGGCUAGCAUGAGCGGUGCUGUUUCUUCAGUGUGUUACCCCACCAUUGAAGCACCACCCCUUUCACAUCCCCCUGUGAAAGAUAACCCACCCAUUUGUUCUACCUCGAGUUACUUAGUUUACACACCGAGUCAACACUUGGCGCUGCAGAGGGUAGUGCGAACGGCCCAAUACAUCAUUGGGUCCAAGCUUCCUGCCAUCCAGGACCUAUAUAAUAGGCGUUGUCAGAGGAAAACCCAUAAAAUUGUCAGACUCCAGUCACCCAAGU
Messenger RNA from Salmo salar (Atlantic salmon), 2203 nucleotides. Lineage: Eukaryota; Metazoa; Chordata; Actinopteri; Salmoniformes; Salmonidae. The record is from RefSeq and is a predicted model, not a curated record.